AUGGCGCCUCAGAUCCUCCCUUUUAGGGAUGUCAAUUUACACGCUUCGCCUUCACACUAUGCCUUCACCUCGCCUUCAUCGCCCCAGGCACCAACGCUUGUGGUAGACCGGCCGACGGGCGACCUUCGUCUAAAUGAUGGCCCUUUAUCGGGCGCGAAGCGGAUCUCAAGCAUCGCCGGAAUUUUGGGAAUUGUUAAGCUGAAGCUAGACAAGUACAUCAUCGUCAUUACCAAAGCUCAGCCGAUGGGACGACUCCGCGGCCACAUGGUCUACAAAGUUGCCUCGACCGAGUUCCUUCCGAUGCGCGAGCGCCCACUCCACGAUAAAGAUGAGGAUACCUAUUUAGCCCUGAUCAAGGACCUGCUUCGCACCGGCCCCAUGUACUUCUCCUACUCCCUGGACCUCACCAACAGUUUCCAGCGGCAAUCACAGAGUCCAUCCGAUAUUCCCAUGUGGAAACGCGCCGACAAUCGUUUCUUCUGGAACCGUUUCAUUCAGUCCGAUCUGAUCGAUUUCAGCCUGGGAGAAAAUAACGCAAAUGGCAUCCACUACGGGCCCCAGCCGGGUGCUGACCCUUACAUCCUUCCAGUGAUGUUUGGCAUGCUGCGCAUCACCCCGGCUCGAGUCAAGGGAACUUCCUUCACAUUUGCUCUCAUUACACGGCGAUCCCGACACCGCGCGGGGACGAGAUACUUCUCGCGUGGCAUUGACGAGCAAGGUCAUGUCUCAAACUUCAACGAAACUGAGCAGAUUGUGAUUUUGAAUGACUCUACCGGAGGUCUUUCUGGCUAUGCACCGGGCCAAUCAAUGACAAACGGCAAGACGGGCCAAGAUCUCCAGGUGUAUUCCUUUGUCCAGACCCGAGGCAGUGUUCCAGUCUUCUGGGCCGAAGUCAACAAUCUCAAAUACACGCCCAAGCUACAGGUUCGCGGAGUAGAGACCGCAGUCGAAGCUGCGCGCAAGCAUUUCACGGAACAGAUUCGCCUAUAUGGAGAGAAUUACCUGGUCAACCUCGUCAAUCAAAAGGGCCGAGAGGAGCGCGUGAAGAAUGCCUAUGAGCAGCUGGUUCGCAUUCUCGUCUCUUCGUCGACGGAGACAAGAGAAGUAGAUGAUAAGUCAUCGGAAAAGUUCCAUAUCGUUGAACCAGGACUGAAGCAGAAAGAAAUGGAUCGUCUGCACUAUAUUUAUUUCGACUUCCACAACGAGACCAAGGGUCUCAAGUGGCACCGGGCUGAGCUCCUGAUGAGUCGCUUGAAUGAUGGCUUAACCCAAGGUGGCUACUUCCGUGGGGUAGAGGGCCCUGGCGCAUCUGGUGGCCAGCUAGAUAUCCGGUCGACACAAACGAGCGUGGUAAGAACCAAUUGCAUGGACUGCCUCGAUCGUACCAACGUUGUCCAGAGCAUGCUCGGCCGCUGGGCGGUGACUCGACAGCUUAUGGACGCUGGUGUGCUGCGUCCUGGUGAGAAUGCCAACGAUGAUCGUGAAUUUGAGGACUUGUUCCGGAAUAUCUGGGCGGACAAUGCCGAUGUUGUUUCCAAGUCCUACUCUGGCACGGGUGCCCUAAAGACCGAUUUCACUCGGACGGGCAAGCGUACCCGGGCUGGCGCUCUUCAAGACCUGAACAACUCCAUCACCCGUUAUGUUCGCAACAACUUCAUGGACGGACCCCGACAGGAUGGAUUUGAUGUGUUUUUGGGAACCUACCUGCCCUCAGAUACAUCCUUUGCCAACAUUCAGUUGUUCAUGGAUCGACGGCCACUCGUGAUCCAAGCCAUUCCGUAUAUCUUCGCAGCCAGCUUGUUCAUGGUCUUGAUUGCCACGCUCACGAGGCGACUGCCGGACGCAGCGAUCUGGCCGCUUCGGCUUUUCAUGAUUUUCUGGAUCGUCGUCGGCGCCUACUCCUUCCGCUUUAUCCAUGGACAUGGCAUGCUCUAUGUGAACUGGCCAAAACUGAACACCCCUAUCGCUGGCGCCGAGGGGUAUCAGGAUGCUCUCAUCAAGGCUCGCACCGACCCUAUCAUUGGCCAAUGGCUUCCCUCAAGACGACACCAACGUGGCGUCAGCAAUGCCCGUCUUGUCUUCCUCGAGGAGGGCAAGACCAGGAUUGAGUAA
This is a messenger RNA of Penicillium daleae, 2112 nucleotides long. Its product is annotated as putative phosphoinositide phosphatase (Sac1). Gene Ontology annotation, cellular component: endoplasmic reticulum. The transcript is spliced from 3 exons. Bases 1 to 2112 code for a protein of 703 amino acids. Lineage: Eukaryota; Fungi; Ascomycota; Eurotiomycetes; Eurotiales; Aspergillaceae. Gene Ontology annotation, molecular function: phosphatidylinositol-4-phosphate phosphatase activity. Gene Ontology annotation, biological process: phosphatidylinositol dephosphorylation. The record is from RefSeq and is a predicted model, not a curated record.